UUGCAGCUGCUUAAGCAGCAGUGGCCCCCGCCCCCGGGCACCUCUCGCGGGCCCUCGAGGGCCCUACACCUCCGGCCCCGCAAGAACAGCGGCAGGAGGGGGCAGCAGGAUGAACGUGGGCACGGCACACAGUGAAGUGAACCCUAACACACGGGUGAUGAACAGCCGCGGCAUCUGGCUCUCCUAUGUGCUGGCCAUCGGGCUUCUCCAUGUCGUGCUGCUCAGCAUCCCCUUCGUGAGCGUCCCUGUCGUCUGGACCCUCACCAACCUCAUCCACAAUAUGGGCAUGUACAUCUUCCUACACACGGUGAAGGGGACACCCUUCGAGACCCCGGACCAGGGCAAGGCAAGGUUGCUAACCCACUGGGAGCAGAUGGACUACGGGGUUCAGUUCACAGCGUCUCGGAAGUUCUUGACCAUCACACCCAUUGUGCUGUACUUUCUCACCAGCUUCUAUACCAAGUAUGACCAGAUCCAUUUCAUCCUCAACACUGUGUCUUUGAUGAGUGUGCUCAUCCCCAAGUUGCCGCAGCUCCAUGGAGUCCGGAUUUUUGGAAUCAAUAAGUACUGAGGGUGUAGCCCCUUUCCCUGCCCAGAUGGCAGGAGAGGGGUAGAAGCCUGUGUUGUGUUGCUGAAGACAGAAGGAGCCUCUGGAUACUGCCAGAGAUGGGGGUUGAGCCUCUGGGCCCUAGUUUCCCCCCUUACUUCCCCCAGUAGCCAACUUGAAGUAGCUUGUAAUGGAGUUGGGGUUUCCCCCCACCCACGCCCCCCGGCCUCUAACCCUUCUGAUUUUUUUUAUCUUUUUCUUUUGCCUUUUGGAUAGAGACUCCUGGGGGGUGGUCAUGGAAUUAGCUGGGCUUCCAGGCUGAACACAGGCCCGUGAGCUUGGGACAAGAGGCAAGGGAAACCCCCUGCUCACUUUCUCAUUCUCAGAUCGCUAAAGCACUUUAACCCCUGUGAGGGGACGGUACAGCUUCUAGAUUGUUUCACUUUAGUUCUGAAGCUCUUAGGAUGACUCUCAGUGUGUGCUUGUAUUUAUGAAAGCCAGUGGGUGAUGGUGCCUCAUUCCUCUGGGUAGAGCACGUCUAAUCAAAGCCUCAUGCUUUUGGUGGCUCUCCUAUAACCCACCCUGGGUAGUGGGUGGGAGUGGGGAGGGUAAGGAGAGGGAUGGUAGAGCUGGGUGUAGAUGGCCUGGUCCCAGAGGUGAGGGGGCCAGGAUUGCUGCCAUGCUGCCUUGUUGGAGGCCGGGAGGGUAUAAGAGGGGGUGGGGAUGGUGAGUUGAGACUCAGAAAAAGGGGAUCACAUAGCAGCAGACAUUGGUGUGAGGGAAGGAGGGUGGGGACAGAAGCUAGACCCAACCUCACCCUUUGGGAAGUGGUCAGGGAGGGGGCAUGCUUGGAGAGUUAAUUUACCUACAGCAUGGGGGUUGUAAUAGGGAGACUGCUGUGAGUUUGAGGCUCCCAGGUUGGUGUGAGGGGGUGGAGAUGGGUGUAAGAGGCCUGUGAGUCGUUAUAAGCACAGGUCCAGUUUGACACUGCCUUCUGCAGUAUUGUGAGGGGCAUGGGGAAACUGGGACAGAAAUGAUGAACGGUGGGGCCCUUCACUUCUCAGCCUCCCUGUGUAGCUGGCACUGGGGCAGGGCCUCUUGUGCGGCAUGCACACAUGGGGCUUUGAGGCCACCCCCAAGUGAGUCAGUGGGCUGCAGAGUCCUGCCUGGUCCCUGCUGGUGCAGGGCAGUGGAAGGAGCAAGGAGUGGCCUGUAGGCACUGUCUCCUCACCCUGAGAGGAGGAGAGGUUGGGCAGGAGCCCCAGCAGGGCUGGAGAGGAGCUGCCUUCUCCCUCCCCAAUCUGACUGGGGCCUGUGUUACUUUUGAAAAGGUGUGGGUGCCCGUGCCCCUUCCCAGGGCCCCGAGGGACAAGGGGACGUCAUUGGCUCUGUUUUCUGCCUCUUGGUCCCCUGGCUCCCACCCCAUGUAUCAUAGGGAACUUUCACCUCAAAAUCUUUCUAAGCAAAGUGUGAAUAGGAUUUUUACUCCCUUUGUACAGUAUUCUGAGAAGUGCAAAUAAAGGACAGUGUGUUCCUGUUUCCCCUUGA
Molecule: messenger RNA, 2095 nt
Organism: Miniopterus natalensis
Lineage: Eukaryota; Metazoa; Chordata; Mammalia; Chiroptera; Miniopteridae
Gene: ORMDL3
Product: ORMDL sphingolipid biosynthesis regulator 3
Cellular component (GO): endoplasmic reticulum membrane
Source: RefSeq, a predicted model, not a curated record